GGGUGUGGGGCUGUGCGGAGCGUUGGGGCGGGUAGUCUCCUGGAGGGUGGGCUGCUUCGUUUUCAGCAGCGGGUAAGGGCGGGGGCGUUUGCCCCACGCUGAGGAUGCCAGCCGGCUCACGGCGGUCUCUCGGUUGUCUCUGUCCGUGCCGGCGGUUGAGCGCCCGCCCGUCCUGAGGCCUGCCGGGCAUCGCCCGCCUGUCCUGAGGCCCGCCGGGCAUCGCCCGCCCGCCCGGCCCGUCCCGUCCCGGCCAUGCUGCGCUACUGGGGCGAGAUCCCGGUGUCGUCGGCGCAGGCCAACCGCGGCUCCUUCGACCUGCUCCCCCGCGACUUCCGCCCGGUGGAGGUGCAGGACCCUCCCCUCCACCAGCCGUCGGCCCGCAGGCCGCGGCCUCCCACCAUGCUGGACGUCCCGUCGGAGCCGUGCAGCCUCACCAUCCACACCAUCCAGCUCAUCCAGCACGGCCGCCGGCUCCGCGGCCUCAUCGCCGCCGCCGCCGCCGCCGCCGCGGACGGCGUCCGAGCCGAGGAGGCCGAGCCCCUCCCGCCCUGCCCCGGCUCCCCUCCCGUCCCGGACGACCUCCUGCCCCUGGACGGCAAGACCCCCAGGCUGCCCUUCCAGCUCCGCCACAGUGACCCCGAGAGUGACUUCUACCGGGGGAAAGGCGAGCCGGUGACGGAGCUGAGCUGGAACUCGUGCCGGCAACUCCUCUACCAGUCGGUGGCCACCGUCCUGGCCCACGCGGGCUUCGAGUUCGCCAACGAGAGCGUCCUGGAGACCCUGACGGACGUGGCCCACGAGUACUGCCUCAAGUUCACCAAGCUGCUGCGCUUCACCGUGGACCGGGAGGCCCGGCUGGGCCAGACCCCCUUCCCCGACGUGAUGGAGCAGGUGUUCCACGAGGUGGGCAUCGGCAGCGUGCUGUCCCUGCAGAAGUUCUGGCAGCACCGCAUCAAGGACUAUCACAGCUACAUGCUGCAGGUGAGCAAGCAGCUGUCGGAGGAGUACGAGAGAAUGGUGAAUCCGGAGAAGGCGUCGGAAGACACCAAGCCCGUGAGGAUCAAGGAGGAGCCCGUCAGCGACAUCAGUUUCCCCAUCAGCGAGGAGCUGGAGGGGGAGCUGGGGCCGGGGGACCAGGCCCUGCCCGGGGCGGUGCUGGCAGCGCAGAACCUGGAGGUGGAAGCCUCCCCGCAGACCUCAGGCGCCGAGGCGAACGCUUCCCCUCUCUGGAACCUGUCCCAGGUGAAGAUGGAGCCCCAGGAGAGCGAGGAGGGCAGCGGGGCCGGGCACGGCGUCCUGGGCGGCGACGUCUUCGAGGAGCCCAUGUCGGGCGUGAGCGAGGCCGCGAUGGCCCAGAGCCCCGACGGCUCCGAAAGCAGCUACGGCUCCCCCUCGGCCGACAGCCUCAUGGGCUCCCCGCCUGCCUUCCCCCAGCGCUGCAAGAAGAAAAUGAGGAAGGUGUAAGGUCGGGGGCCGGGCGGGGGAAGCCCACCGCCCUCGGGGACCGGGCCGGGCUUGUGGGGAUGCAGAGGAGAGGGGCUGGGCACCU
Messenger RNA from Tachyglossus aculeatus (Australian echidna), 1549 nucleotides. It is a transcript of the gene SUPT7L, whose product is annotated as SPT7 like, STAGA complex subunit gamma. Gene Ontology annotation, cellular component: SAGA complex. The record is from RefSeq and is a predicted model, not a curated record. Bases 253 to 1464 code for a protein of 403 amino acids. The transcript is spliced from 4 exons. Lineage: Eukaryota; Metazoa; Chordata; Mammalia; Monotremata; Tachyglossidae. Gene Ontology annotation, molecular function: protein heterodimerization activity; transcription coactivator activity.